This is a messenger RNA of Ipomoea triloba (trilobed morning glory), 3841 nucleotides long. Its product is annotated as pentatricopeptide repeat-containing protein At5g27270. Lineage: Eukaryota; Viridiplantae; Streptophyta; Magnoliopsida; Solanales; Convolvulaceae. Gene Ontology annotation, molecular function: protein binding. The transcript has 9 exons. The record is from RefSeq and is a predicted model, not a curated record. The coding region runs from base 482 to 3283 and encodes 933 amino acids.
GGAGAGAGGCGGGUGUGGAGCCCGAGGACGCCGCCGAGCAGCACCGCCGUCGUGGAGGCUGAGCAGUGCCGCCGACGAACAGCGUCGGCGCCAUCACACCUGGGUUGGAGUCGCCGGACACGCAAAUCCGACACAGGUUCCACCGCUGCGAGGGGCCGCUAGCCGUCGACACAGCCAGAGCCGUCUCCGAUCGAGCCGGAGAUCGUCGUGAAAAAGCAGAGAGGUCGCCGCUCAGACCGCUACCAUCAUCGCCGAGAGCCGCCGUCUGCCGCUGUCGUGUGAACACGAUCGCCGCCGCGCCUGCCAUCGUUCGAUUAACAGACGCACGGAGCCGCCAGCGUCAUCAUCGCCGAUCGUCUCUAUCGUCUAACGGAGUCGCCUUCGAAUCGCGCCGUCGUCAAAGAAGACGCAUUUAACCGCCGAUAUGAAAGUUGAGUUAUGAACCACAUGAACAGGAAGCUCUGCAAAAUCUCAUUUAACCAUGGAAGCUCUGCACUCCUCCUUUCUGUGCUCCAUUCCCUUGAAAACCCCAUCUUCUAACUCCUCCAAGAAACCCAAUUUCAAACGCACCAAAUUCUCAUGUUCCCUCAGGCCAGACCCAUGGACCCUGAGCGACGGCAACGACAAGAACCUCAACAAGCCGAAACCCAGGUCCAAGAAUCCCAAAAACCCACUCUCGGACGACAACGCGCGUCGCAUAAUCAAAGCCAAGGCCCGUUAUUUAAGCGUGUUGAGGCGCAACCAGGGCUCACAAGCUCAGACCCCCAAGUGGAUCAAGAGGACUCCGGAGCAGAUGGUGCAGUACUUGGAGGACGAUAGGAAUGGUCACUUGUACGGGAAACAUGUAGUCGCCGCCAUUCGGAUAGUUCGGAGCCUUUCUUCUAAGCCUGAUGGGUCGUAUGAUUUGAGGAAAGUAUUGGGUUCUUUUGUUGCCAAGCUUACUUUCAGAGAGAUGUGUGUUGUGCUGAAAGAGCAAAGGGGUUGGAGACAAGUCAGAGACUUUUUUGCUUGGAUGAAAUUGCAGUUAAGCUAUCGGCCUAGUGUGAUUGCAUAUACAAUUGUUCUCCGGGCGUACAGCCAAGCAGGGAAAAUUGGACUUGCUGAACAGACCUUUUUGGAAAUGGUUGAAGCAGGAUGUGAACCAGAUGAGGUUGCUUGUGGCACGAUGUUAUGUGCCUAUGCUAAAUUCGGGCAUCACAAAGCUAUGAUGUCGUUCUUUUCUGCUGUACAACAAAGGGGGAUAACUCCUCCUACUGCAGUCUUCAACUUUAUGCUUUCUUCUUUGCAGAAAAAGGGACUCCAUGAGAAUGUUAUCUGUAUAUGGAAGCAUAUGGUCGAUAAAGCAGUUGUUCCCAGUCGUUUUACGUAUUCAAUUGUUAUUGCCUCACUUGUGAAAGGUGGGCUUUUCGAGGAAGCAUUUAAAACUUUUAAAGAGAUGAAGUCUUUGGGAUUUGUUCCUGAAGAGGCAACGUAUAGCCUUCUUAUCAGUGUAAGUUCCAAGCGUGGCAACUAUGAUGAAUCUUGUGGUCUUUAUGAUGAAAUGUGCUCACAAGGAAUUGUUCCAAGUAAUUUCACAUGUGCUUCACUUCUGACAGUGUAUUACAAAAACGGGGAUUAUUCUAAAGCCCUUGCCCUCUUUGUGGAAAUGAAAAAGUAUGGAGUCACUGUAGAUGAGGUCAUAUAUGGUCUACUUAUCAGAAUAUAUGGCAAGCUGGGUCUCUAUCAAGACGCACAAGAUACUUUCGAUGAGAUUGAGAAACUGGGCAUGCUUAGUGAUGAAAAAACAUAUACAACUAUGGCGCAAGUUCAUCUGAAUGCUGGUAAUAUUGAGAAAGCCUUGCAAAUAAUGGAAGUGAUGAAGUCAAAAAACAUCUUACGUUCAAGAUUUGCAUAUAGUGUCUUGUUACAGUGCUAUAUCAUGAAGGGAGACUUGUCCUCUGCUGAAGUUGCAUUUCAGACUCUAUCGAAGUUUGAACUUCCUGAUUGUAUUUCUUGCAAUAAUAUGCUCAAUUUGUAUCUGAGACUGGGAUUAACUGAAAAAGCGAAGGAUUUUAUCCUCCGUAUAAGAAAAGAUCGGGUAGAAUUUGAUGAGGAGCUCCUCAGGAGUGUUAUGAAGGUUUAUUGCAAGGACGGAAUGGUAAGAGAUACAGAGAAAUUGUUAGAAGAGCUAAGUACAAGCAAGAUAUUUGGUUGUGCAAUUGUGCAAACACUCCUGAUGGUCAUACAGGGAAAGGACAGAUUGUCUGAAGCCAAAAUUACUUCUAAGCCCUUAGAUCAGCCUAGUUAUAUGGCAUUUGAGCUGAGCCUAACCCUGACACUAGCAGAUGGGAAUAAUGCAAUGGUGCAAGAGAUAUUGGAAAUAUUGCUCAAGGCUGCAAAUGGCUUGUCAAUAGUCAGUAAAGUUGUGAAGAUUUUUGCCAAAGAAGGUGACAUAUCAAAAGCAGAGAAUCUUCUUGAGCUGUUAAUGAAGCUAGGCUACAAACCCGAGGAUUCCGCUAGUGCAUCUAUGAUCAGUUUGUAUGGAAAGCAACAGAAGUUGCGACAAGCUGAACAAAUCUUUGCAACAGUAGCAGACUCUGCAAGAAAUAAAACGCUUCUAUAUGAUUCCAUGAUUGAUGUGUAUAAUAGAUGCAAUAAACACGAGGAAGCAUAUUUUUUUUACAAGGAAGAAAUUAAGAAAGGGCAUGUUAUGGGUCCAGUCGCUCUUAGCAUGCUUGUGAACGCAUUGACUAAUUGUGGAAAAUAUCAGGAAGCGGAGGAUGUCAUCCAUAGCACUUUUUGUGCCAAUUUUGAGCUUGAUACCGUGGCAUAUAAUACAUUUAUCAAGGCAAUGCUGUCAGCAGGCAAGUUAGAGGACGCAACCAGCAUUUAUGAACGCAUGGUUUCAUUGAAGAUCGAUCCAUCAAUUCAGACAUAUAGCACUAUGAUCAGUGUGUAUGGACGGGGUAGAAACUUGGAUAAAGCUAUGGAGAUGUUUAACAUGGCUCGAAGCAGGGGGAUAGCUUUGGAUGAAAAGGCCUAUACCAAUUUGAUAAGCUAUUAUGGAAAGGCCGGGAAAAUUGAUGAAGCAUCAAGUCUAUUUAGCAAAAUGCAGGAAGAAGGGAUUAAACCUAGUGAAUUGUGCUACAGCAUUAUGAUCAAGGCAUAUACUUGUGCUGGAGCUUAUGAUGAAGCCGAGGAAGUUUACUAUAGCAUGCAGAGAAAUGGUGCUCAACCUUGCUCGUAUCCGAGCAUAUACAAUGGGGAUGGGGUCAAAGUACGACGGCAAGGCGGAAAAGGCUAAUGCUUCAAUGCAAAAUGAAGGAAGGUGUGCCCCCCACAUUAUGUGUGCUCAUUUUAAUGCCUUUUUAUUUGCUUUUGCCAAAAAGGGAGGGGCAUUGGCAUGGAGGAAGGCCAGAGAGAAUUAGUGGGUGUGAUAGGUUGAUUAUGCAUUUGUACAAGGCAGCAGAACAGAGCAGAGCAGGCAUGGAGAUGGAACUCAAAGCUGAACCGGUUUUGGGGUGUAUCGAACACAGUGAUUAAUCUCAUCGCUGAAUUGUGGCUGUUUCAUACCCAAGGAUCGAUCCCUCAACGUUUGGUUAAGGAUGAAUGAACGAGUCUAUUUCACUCAACGACACCCCAGGUUACUCAUAUCCAUGUAUAUAAAUACAAUACAAACAUUUCAAAACUACCCAAUUUGGGUUUGGUUGUUCCUUGUACAUUCUUUUGGACCAACUGGAUUACCAUUCCAAUCACACACUCUCACCCUCUCUUUUGUUUCUAAAUUUUUGUUUAUCAAUGUACGUAAAUACUAAACUGUAUAUACAUUAUAUGUACUUCCAUUAACACUUUUCAAAUUGAA